Messenger RNA from Diospyros lotus (date-plum), 2319 nucleotides. RefSeq names its product 9-cis-epoxycarotenoid dioxygenase NCED2, chloroplastic-like. Lineage: Eukaryota; Viridiplantae; Streptophyta; Magnoliopsida; Ericales; Ebenaceae. The coding region runs from base 168 to 1982 and encodes 604 amino acids. Gene Ontology annotation, molecular function: carotenoid dioxygenase activity. Gene Ontology annotation, cellular component: chloroplast stroma. The record is from RefSeq and is a predicted model, not a curated record. Gene Ontology annotation, biological process: carotene catabolic process. The transcript has a single exon.
ACUACAUACACUCCUCUCGCUCGCUCUCUCUUGCUUUCUCUCUUUCAAAUCAACUCCUUCCAUUCCAUUACCCUCUUUGCUCUUCCCCCCUGCUGAAGAUCCACAUCCUAAUUAACUUUAAUUAAGCCAUAUAUAUAUAUAAUUAAGCCAUACAUAUAUAUAUAUAUAUGGCUAAUUGUAUUUCAAAUAUUCCCAGUGGUUGGGCCUGCUGCAGGGCUCAAUUAAUCUCUCAGCCGAGUGAAUAUUUGAAUUUCCCUUCAAAAUCCCAUUUUUCCACCAAGAAGAAGAAGAAACUCCUUGGCCUCAGCAGAGCCGAAUUCUACUGUGCUUUGAACUCUUCUCCCGCUCUAAUUCAAUUCCCGGCUGUUACCAGAGAGGACGUCUCCAUUAUUGAUUCCCCUGUUCAAUCCCCUCCGGCUCCGGCUCACUGGAACCCACUUCAAAGUGCUGCGGCCAAGGCCUUGGACAUGGUGGAGGCGGCCUUGCUGUCACGUGAGCUCAGACAGCCGCUUCCCAAAACCGCCGACCCACGUGUCCAAAUCGCCGGCAACUUUGCUCCGGUCCCGGAGCAGCCCGUGAGGCAUGAGCUUCCGGUCACCAACCCCAUACCCGACUGCAUUCGUGGCGUGUAUGUCCGCAACGGCGCCAACCCGCUGUUCCAGCCCGUGGCCGGCCACCACUUCUUCGACGGCGAUGGGAUGGUUCAUGCCGUGACUUUCCACAAUGCUAAUUCGGUCAGCUACGCUUGCCGGUUUACGGAGACGAACCGGCUGGUGCAAGAGCGCGAGCUCGGCCGGCCGGUGUUUCCCAAAGCCAUCGGCGAGCUCCACGGCCACUCCGGUAUUGCUCGGCUCCUCCUCUUCUAUGCCCGAGGCUUAUUUGGCCUCCUCGACCAUAGCCACGGCAUUGGAGUGGCCAACGCCGGCUUGGUCUACUUCAACCGCCGGCUGUUGGCCAUGUCGGAAGACGACCUCCCCUACCAAGUUCGCAUCACGCCCUCCGGCGACCUCCAGACCGUCGGCCGGUUCGAGUUCCGAGAGCAGCUCCGCUCCACUAUGAUAGCCCACCCGAAGCUCGACCCCGUCACCGGAGAGCUCUUCGCCCUCAGCUACGACGUCGUAAAGAAGCCGUAUCUCAAGUACUUCCGGUUCUCUGCAGACGGAAUGAAGUCCCCGGACGUCAACAUACCAUUGGAGGUGCCGACCAUGAUGCAUGACUUCGCGAUCACAGAGAAUUACGUGGUAAUACCAGACCAACAAGUGGUCUUCAAGCUCCAAGAGAUGAUCGCCGGUGGGUCGCCGGUCAUUUAUGACAAGAACAAGAAGUCGCGGUUCGGAAUUAUGCCCAAAAACGCUCGAAAUGCUUCGGAUAUCACCUGGGUGGAGUCGCCGGAUACCUUCUGCUUCCACCUCUGGAACGCUUGGGAGGAGCCGGAGUCGGACGAGAUCGUGGUUAUUGGAUCGUGCAUGACCCCGCCGGACUCCAUUUUCAAUGAAUGUGACGAGAACCUGAAAAGCGUCUUAACCGAAAUCAGGCUGAACUUGAAGUCCGGGAAGUCCACUCGCCGGCCGAUCAUCCCAUCCUCCGAGUCCGAUCAAAUGAACAUGGAAGCCGGGAUGGUGAACAGAAACAGACUGGGCAGAAAGACGAAGUUCGCUUAUCUCGCCAUUGCCGAACCAUGGCCCAAGGUUUCCGGGUUCGCCAAAGUUGACCUCUCAACUGGCCAAGUCCAGAAAUUCAUCUACGGCGAGAGAAGAUACGGCGGCGAGCCGUUUUUCGUGCCAAGAGGCCCCAAUUCGGAGAGGGAAGACGAUGGCUACAUUCUGACAUUUGUGCACGAUGAGAAGACAGGAAAAUCAGAGCUUCUGAUCAUAAACGCCAUGAAUCUACAGUUAGAAUCUACAAUAAAGCUUCCUUCAAGGGUACCCUAUGGCUUUCAUGGCACAUUCAUAAGCUCACAAGAUUUAGCAAACCAAGUAUGAUAUAUAUAUAUAUAUAUAUAGAGAGAGAGAGAGAGAGAGAGAGAGAGAGAGAGCAGGUUGGUUGUUACUUGUUAGUGUUAAAAGUUGGAUUUAUUAUAAGCAGGGGAGAGUUAUACCAGAGGGAUCGUUGCAGAGGAGAGAGAUCCCCGGACUCUUCCUAUUGAAACUUUUAACCCUAACAAGAGCUAGCUCUCUGUUUUUAAUUUUCAUUUCAUCUUCUUCUUCUUCUUCUUUCUGAACUGUGGUUUAAUUCCGAGGUUAGAAGCCAUGCUUGUAGCUUUUAAUUAAUUAGCUGCAUGUAGGUUGUGAUUAACGAAGCUCAGCUGGUUUUCUGUUC